ACGUAACCGAGCCGGGUACAAUCUCAGGUUCGAAUACUGAAAGUGCAAGGUGCACAGUGCUGCCUCGUCAUCUGUUCCCCCGGGGCUCUGCCUGCCUGUGCUCUGCUCUCCGUGCUGUGAUGCUCUGCGGCCCUGAGCUGUUUCCUUAGUAACGGCGCCUUGCGUAGUAGUGCUGGGAACGCUGCAGUCACACGGGAGAGAGGGAAUAGCUGCAGCCCGGUUAUGGAGGCUGUAUGUAGCUGCAGCUGAGGCUACGUGUAUAGUACAUUACAGAAAGUUUAUUAAUGACUCUUCCCUGUAAUGCAGACAAACUACAGCCCCUAGUUAUGGCAUCUGCUGGCCGGCCAGAGAUGAAGGGCUUCUAUGCCAGAGAUGCGGCGGAACGGCGCAGGCUUAGAGAUGUGCUGUGUGACCAGCUCAGCCGAGAUUUGCUCAGGCUCUUAAAUGAUGAAAUCCAAACCGAUUUCAUUCUGAAUGUUGGACAGACAAAGUUUAAAAUACACAAGGCUGUGCUUUUGGCAAGGGCACCAACGUUUUACGAGUUAGUUACCAGGCAGGAAACUGAGGAGGCCUUCACUGUGCAGAAUGUGGAGUCAUCAGAAAUACAGGCUUUUCUAAAGAUUGUCUAUGCCUCUCUCUGGAGUGUUAAAGAGACAGAAGACCACGUUGUUCAGAUGAUGGCUGUUCAAUCCUGUCCAGAUCACAAUGAUGAGAAAUGUAGUGAUCUCCAGAGUACCACAGUUUCAGCUAUAGAAAACACUGGCAGUAUUUGCAAUAACAAAUCUCUGGCUCUUGAUGAGUGUCCUAAGGAAAGCUACAACUGUGGCGACCUGAGUGACUGUGACCCACCAUCAGACCUUGGCAUGGAUUUGCGGUCUCUUUACAAACAUUCUUGUUGUGCUGAUGUAACUAUCCAAAUAGAAGACCAAUAUUUUCAUGUACAUAGGGCCAUCCUGUGUGCCAGAUCUAGUUACUUUGCUGCUAUGCUGAGUGGAUGUUGGGCUGAGACCUCCCGAGAGCUAAUUAAAAUUCAGGGUUUAAAACCAGCUGAUAUGGAAGUCCUCAUGCAUUUCAUUUAUGGAGGUAUAAUGGAACUUCCAAAAAGCACAGACCCUGGCCAGGUCCUUUCUAUUGCUGACAUGUAUGGAUUAGAAGGGCUGAGGGAAGUUGCUGUAUAUGUCCUCAAGAGAGACUACUGCAAGUUCUUUCUUAAGCCUGUAGUUGGAAUGCAGCAGUCGGUGUUAGAAUGUCUUUCUAUUGCUUAUUCCUUGGGGGAGGAACCAUUAUAUACCUCGUGUAUGAGGUGGAUUGAGAAAUAUUUUGUGAAAUGUUGGUCUGAGAGAAGCUUUGCCAAUUUGCCUGAGGAUUUACAGAAAAGCUGCUUCACUAUUUUGGUUCAGUCACUUUCCUACAGGAAUGCAGCCUUUCUGCUGAUGGAAAGCGACAGGCUGAUCAGCAGUCUUCCUGGGGUGAAGUGGGCAGAAAAGGCCAGGAGUUUGGCAUCUGAUCUGCAGGCAGAAUGUGUGAGAUUUAUGGUGACAAACUUCUCUCAGAUCAUAAGAAGCGAAAGUUUUGCUAAUUUAUUACAGGCCCAGGGGAUGAGCAGCCGACCAUAUCUUUUAGAACAUGUUUUUAAUGAAAUUGAGAAAAGCAUUUCGUUUCAAAACUGCUCCUUUUUGUUUAUGGCUCUGGAUGAGUUAUUAAAUUUGGCAUCGAAGAAUGAAAUGGUUUUUACGUGCCAGAUACAGGCUCUACGUGAUAAGCUGUGGAGCUUCCUGGUCCAGUCAUUUUAUGCUGUACGGCAUACGGAGGGCUGGAAAUUGAUGAGGCCAAGUGAUCAGAGCAGAAUACAAGCAGUUGCCUUUGACAAAGGGGAUGAUCGAAGACUUGCAAAGAAGCCUGUGUUCACUAGUUCUCAGCAGAACCGAUCUAAAAUUGUGAAGUCUGGAGAAACAGCAACAUCUGAAAGCAAGAGACAUUCAGACACCUAUUUACCAAAUCGCAGGAAGAUGAAAUCGGAUUCAUUGGGUGCUUCAGGACAAACAACUAACGUAUCUAGAACUGCUUCUGCAAAGGGAAAAGAUGAUGAUGUAAAAGGGAAGGAUGUAAAAAAAGUGGCAGUCAAGGGCUCUAAAGAUCCAAAACCAACAGAAAAGACAACUACGGCCAAACCAAAAAUCAUUGUGAAAACCAAACCAGAAAACAAUGACAAUACAAAGACCGAAAGCUGUGCUUCCAAAUGUGACACUGCCAGUACAUCAAGGACUGUGCCUGCUGGAAAGAUGGGAACUAGACCCAAAACAUCAAACGGGAGCUCCAAUCCGCCAGCUAAAGUAAAGACACUGAAGAAAGUAUGUAAAGACCCAGCUUCUCCAGUCAAAGGUUCAGUGCCAAGUAUGAAAUUCACAAACUGCAAUGGAGAACUUUCCAACUCUAGCCUGUCAUCAGGAGAACAGAAUCAUGAACAUGCAUCUGCUGACCAACCCAAUUCUGCAACAAGUUCGCCACAUAAUGUUACUAAAACAUUAAAAAACAGUCUAGAAGUUUCAAAGGAGCUAGGAAUGGGAGCAAAAUCUAAAUCUACUACAACAAAAAUAUCCAACGAGAGCUCAGUCAAACGAAAGGUCAAUGGUGCAGAGUGUCGGGAAGUGAGCAGUAGCUCUUCAACAAAAAAAAUGUCAGCUGAAGGAGGGAACGAUUCAAUACUUCAGAAAAAGAAGGGAACCAAGAUUAUCACUGCAAAUUGUACUGCUCUAAGGCCUAAGAGUGCCCCGGCUGCACUAACAAAAAAACAAGCUGUUCCCGGAGAUGGCUUAAAUUUGCCUAAAUCGGUCACUUCCAAGCAAGCUGAAGUCAAAUCGGACACAAAAUUAGUCAAUCAGUCUACCUCUGCAGAUAAGAAUGGACCCUUGAAUAAAAAGACUACAAAAACUACACUGGCAUCAACAAGCAAAACCCAAUCAAAUCUGCAAAAUAAUAAAUGUAAUGGUAGUAAAUCUUCUAUUACAAAUCACAGAGAGUCCAAACCAAAAGUACAGAUUAAUUCUAAAACUUCCAGUCUAAAUCACAGGUCAAGUCAAAAGGUUUCUCCUUCUGCAGUAAAAAAUGGCCACCAACCUGCUGUGUGUUUGGGGAAAAACCUCCCUAAAUCAGAUGGGUCUGAAGUCCCAGUGUCUUUAAUAAAUGAAGACAAGCAAGCUGACAGCUGCCAGUUUGAAGAGGGAGCAGACCAUAAUGAGGGCAUGGCAGUUACUGCAGAUGCUUCUGAUCGGUGCAUUUCAAUGUGCAAUCAAGAAUCAAUGCUACAGAAGCCUAAUUUAGAGCAUAACCACUGCCAAGAAAAUAAUUCAACAGCAUCUGUUCUGCUUUACAUAUCUAAUUCAAAAGAAGAUUUGACAGAAGAGACAAAUCAAACAAAAGCUAUAAAUGCUGACAAUACAGGGUCACAUGAAGUGCACUUUAUGAGUCUUUCCAAUGAACAGAAGCCAGACUGUAAAAUUAUCUGUGACUCAGAGAACUCUAAAUGUGCUGAUAGUUCAAGUGAAAGCGAGUUGUGUUCUGUAAAAGAAGUUGAAAGAGCACCAAAGUCAAAAGAAGAAACUAUGACAUUUAUGGAGAUCUCUGAGAACACUGGCAAAAAUAUGCAUAGUUCUACUAAUGCUGCUGAAUCCUGUUUACAAGGUGUUUCUGCCAGCCGUCAACAUGCACUUAAUAAUGUUGGACCUCUUAUGAACUGUGCAUCAGAAAGGCAAAUCCCCGACUAUCCGAGCGAUAUGAACAUUACUGAAGUGAUCGAUAGCCAUCGCAAUUAUGAUAUGAAGUUUAUGGGUCAAUGGAGUAAACACUCGAGUAUGUUACAUGAACGUGAGAGUCCAGAAUCUGAGAGUGGUAGUGCCAGUACUUCCUCUGAUGACAUAAAGCCAAGGUCUGAAGAUUAUGAUGCUGGUGGCUCUCAGGAUGAUGAUGGCUCAAAUGAAAGAGGAAUCUCGAAGUGCAGCACAAUGCGGUGCCAUGAUUUUCUUGGAAGAAGUAGUAGUGACACAAGUACUCCUGAAGAACUGAAGGGUUACGAUGGUAGUUUAAGAAUUGAUGUCAAAUUGAAAAAAGAUAGUUCGGAGUUAUUUCGUGUCAACUCAACUAGUGAUGAUGAAGGACCACGAAAAAGAACAGAACCGUGGCAGCAAAGUGAUUUAUCCAGACACAGUGCAGCUCACACAGCUGUUUGCAGCAAUGUACAGCUUUCUCAGGAAAUAGAACAUCUGUCCUCAUCGGCUGACGAAACCGAAGAUGAACGAUCGGAGGCGGAAAACGCUUUGGCGAAAGAUUCACCUGAGGUUGCCGCACAGCCCUAUCAAGGCAUCAUAAAUUUAGCUUUUGAUGAUAUUGCUGAUCUUGAAAACGAAGGCCAGAGAGCCCCUGACAACGCAAAUUUUAUGAGGUCUGUGCUCCUGUCUGUGGAUGAGUGCGAAGAACUAGGGUCAGAUGAGGGAGAUCAUCAUACUUCACAAGUGCGAAAGGCCGAGUCGCUGACACCGUCUGAUGUGUUUGAGAAAAACAAUGUGGAUGGCUCUUCAGCAUUAUGUUCAGGGUGUUCCCAAAAUACUGAGGGCAAACCGCUGGAAAAGACAACUGAAUAUACAUCCUUGGAUGCAGUACAACUAACUUUGGAGGGAAAUUCCAUGACUGUCCAAGAAGUUGCAGAAGCUGGUGCAUGUAAGGGCUCCAACAAACCAACAGAACCAGAAGGGGAACUGAAAUCCCAAGCACGGCCAUGCCAUUUGGAUCUGUACACAGAAGUACCAUGUGAUACACAAAGGUUUUGCUGUACUAAAACUGCUAAAGCAUGUAAGAGUCAGUUUCUUGACUACCAAGGCAGAGACAACCAUGCACCAUCUACUGAAAGCUCCAACACUGCUUUACCUGCAGGGCACAUAGAUGAUAUUGACUCAUUGGCACAAUCCUGCAUGUUUGACCAUCGUCCUCCAAAGUCCCUUUCUCCUAUAUAUGAGAUGGAUCCUGGCGAAGGAAUUGAACAGAGAUUGAAGACCGAACCUAGACUAAUGGAUUUUGAGUUCGAAGAUCAGCAGUUUGUAGAGAGGGACUGGACACUGCUAAGGCAGCUGCUAGCUGAUCAUGGAUCAGAUGCUGAUAUUAUAAACUCUGUCCCUGAGGAUCUCAGUCUAGCACAGUACCUAAUCAAUCAAACAUUGCUUUUAGCUAGAGAUAAUUCAAAAUCUCAGGGCAAAGCGUGGGGGGAUCUGUCGUCUCCAUUUGAGGACUCUACAAGUGUCACAGUGACUAGUUUUUCUCCUGAUGAGUGUUCCUCCCCCCAUGGAGAAUGGACUAUCCUUGAAUUAGAAACCCAUCAUUAGAUUGGUCUUCUCAUUUCCACACUCUAUUUUCUCCUACAGUCGUCACCAGAAUUUGUUUCUGGUAAUAGUUGAAUGAUGUUAAUUUAAAUAAGAAGUCAGAUCAAUCAAUUUGUUUUAACAAACAAUUUUAUGGCUGUGUGCAGAUGAUACCACUCAGCUUGUAAAGACAUAUGGUAAUUAUGCAAGAAUACAGUUUUCUUAAAAAAACAAAAAAAAAACAAAUACAAAAUCCUUUACUAGAAGAGUGUAUAUAUUAUAUAAAGACAAUGUACCAUAUGCAUCAAUGAUUUAUCAAGUCUUGCAAAUAAACUUUCUUCCAAGGUGUGCUACAUAAUAACAGACACGAGAAUCUAACAUUGCAAAAUGUCUCGUCACAAUACAUCUUUUUUUCAUAGGUUAAGAAUUAAAUAACAGAAUGAAAUGAUAUAAUCUGUGCCAAGAAAACUUCUUUUUCUUAGAGAUUAUUUUGCAUUGAUUGCUUAAGCAAAACAUGAGCAUGUCGCCUUUCUGAGGUAUUCGGUAAUAAAACGGUUUGUCUUGAAGAUAUUUGAGUAGUAGGAAUGCUGUGUAAUAAAACUUAAAUGAUCACGGUAUUUGCUUCCCAAUGCCUUAACCAGGCCAAAAUGUAAAUAAAAAUUGAUUUUAAAAUGUUA
This is a messenger RNA of Pseudophryne corroboree (corroboree frog), 6025 nucleotides long. RefSeq names its product BTB domain containing 8 (gene BTBD8). The record is from RefSeq and is a predicted model, not a curated record. The transcript has 18 exons. Gene Ontology annotation, molecular function: protein binding. Bases 285 to 5372 code for a protein of 1695 amino acids. NCBI's taxonomy places the organism in Eukaryota, Metazoa, Chordata, Amphibia, Anura, Myobatrachidae.